AUGACCACCAGUACAGCACCUACUGCGGCCAUGGCGGCCCGCGAAGCGCGCGAAGAGGCUCUCUGGCUCAGCAAACCGACCAAUUCGAGACUGAUCCAGCCCCCCGCGCCCAGUGCUUUUCAUGCAGCCGGAGAAGGUCCGAGCUCUACUUCCCCCCCGCCCACCUUGGAGGAAUACGUAAGACGCCGGCAAUGGGCUGGCAAAAACACGGAGACCCUCCUCGCAUCGCCUGGCCUCCGUGUCCUGUCCCACCUCCUCUCCUAUCCCCUCACCCUCGCCCACUACCUUCCGUCCCUCCACGGGUCAGACACUUCUUCUGCCAAGGCGGGCUCCCCGGGGGAGGUGUGUCACGUGGCCAUUAUCGGAGCGCGGGCAGAGGCCACGCUCCCCGAUGCAUGGUGGCAGGAAGUGCUGUGCCUGCAGCCAGGGCUCUUCUGCCUCCACAUGGUGGGACCGGAGGUGUACGACCCCGCCACACGAGCCGGGCGGGAGAGCGUGCGACUCGAUCCGCAAAGGCAGCUCUGGAUGCACCGACGCCAGGGAAUGUAUCACGUGCUGGCCCCUGACCUUGUCUCUUCCUUCCGCCUGUCACCGUCCUCGUCGCCUCCCGCCUCGUCUGCGUCCUCCCCGGGCGUAGCGGCUACCCCGGCUCCCACCGCUUCUUCUCUAGACCCCGUGGCACCGUCUCAAGCUUCCGAUGCAAGCCCGGCAGCAGUGAGCGCUGCUGUCUUGUUCAAUCCAGGGUUGGGACACCCGGCAUUGGCAAAGGCGUGGAAGCCGACCUUACAAUGUCUACAAGCUGCGAAAGUGCCCAUUUUAUGGACUGCGCAUUCUGCAGAGGACCGAGACAGGGAUGUGGCCUGGUUAAGUGGAGGGGCUGAGGACAAAGAAAGUGGAUUCGGGGAUUUGCGCGUGGAAUGGCUGGUAGCGCCGGGGCCCAAUCCUUUUGCGUCGCGCAAGUUGGUGGUGGAUCCUUUGAAUGCUCAGCAUGUGUUGGCAGCCAAUAAAUUCGCGGGUACUUUCCGAUGGAGAUAG
Messenger RNA from Nannochloropsis gaditana CCMP526, 1035 nucleotides. Its product is annotated as mrna processing protein. The transcript has a single exon. Gene Ontology annotation, cellular component: extrinsic component of mitochondrial inner membrane. The record is from RefSeq and is a predicted model, not a curated record. Bases 1 to 1035 code for a protein of 344 amino acids.